This is a messenger RNA of Knipowitschia caucasica, 834 nucleotides long. The record is from the annotation of a GenBank genome assembly. NCBI's taxonomy places the organism in Eukaryota, Metazoa, Chordata, Actinopteri, Gobiiformes, Gobiidae.
AUGCCGCCAAAGAAGGGAGCGUGGCCGAAAAAACCGUCUGAAGAAGCUGUGGAGGACGAGCAUGAGAGGCUAGUGGAGCUAUCUGCUAGCGCAACAACAGACACCGCGAUGGUGCUCGCAGCUAUCCAGGAGAUGAGCCGAAAAAUGGACGACAGAUUCAACUCUCUAGACGCUGCGAUGAAAGCCUGUCAAGCUGUUCUAGAUGAGCAUGAGACGCGUCUCUCGGCGGUGGAGAACAUGGCCACGGACCACGACGGUAGGCUGGAUGCUGUGGAGCAGCUGGCUAAGCGGCUAGAUGUUGCUAACAGGGCACUACAGGACAAAGUUAUCGACCUAGAGGCACGCUCCAGACGCCAAAAUAUAAAGAUAGUUGGUUUGGCUGAAAACGUGGAAGCAGGUCAAGCUGCUGACUUUGUUUCUAACUUGAUGCCUGCUUUAUUUGGUCGUGAACAUUUCGUUAAACCUGUGGAAGUGGACCGUGCUCUCAGGCUAGGUAGCCUGCGGGCUGGUGUGUCUGGCAGGCCCCGGGUUAUGAUUGCUAGGUUACAUAGCUACUGCACCAAGGAGCGUAUCAUGCGGCUGGCAAUGGAAAAAUCUCCUUUGGUGUACCAGGGGCAGCGUAUUCACAUUUUCCCAGACAUUCCACCUGAAAUUUGGAAACGUCGUCAACUGUUCGAGGAUACCAGAAAGAAGCUAAAGGCCGCAGGUCUUCGCACGGGCUACAUCUUUCCCUCUCGUCUGCGGGUUACCAAUGGCGGGGUCACAUCCACGUUUGACACACCGGAGGAGGCGAAGCUCUAUGCGGACAACCUAGUACCAAGAGUAGAUUGCUGA